CAUCAAGUGACCUCCACGACUAAAACCAGUUCGAGUUUCAAGGUCUCCCAUCCAAGGCCUGUGGAUGGCAACUGGUUGCCUUUUGAUUGCCUCCGAACUACGCCUUGGCGUGCGGAUUUCAGUAUUCCUCAAAGUCUAGAGCAAAUUUGGGUUCUAUACGAGCAAGCAGGUGCGAAAGCACUUGAAAAUCUCUCAGAUGGGGGUUCUUUGGAUUUGGAAUGGCAGUUUGAAAUUCAUGUGGAAUAUUUAGUACCGAAGUUAGAUUCUACUUCUGUCCCAGAACCUGAAGCAAGAAGUGGAGGCGGAAAUGGAGUCAAGAUCUCAGCGACCACGGCUCAUGCGUCCUGUGUAAUUUCUGCCGCUUCGUACGCUAACACGGCUCAGCGUGUGGACUGUGCUCAAAUUAGGAGGAGAGCAGUUACGAGUGUCGAGUUUAGUGGUGAUGUGAGGCUCUGUCAAGUGGAAUUACUUGGCCGUUUGUCUGCUGCCUCCAACGCUCUUCUAGAAAAUCAAAAUACCUUGAUGUUCGACGAAGCAAGCCUUUUAGAAGAGGAACUAUUGCUGCCGUCGGGGACGUCACUUUUACAACAGCACCAACCGCAUACAAGAGGUCGAGCAGGUGUUGAUGAUACUAAAGUAGCGCCACAAGCAGGAGCACAAGCUCAUGGGCGAGUCGUAUCACGCUUCCAUGUUGACCAUCCGGAAUUAGAGAAGGAAAGGCGGCAAAAGGGUAAGGGACUACGACAACCAAGUUUGUCCGGGGGAGAGGUUCUAAAAAAGUCCAAUAGACCUGAAAACACCUCCUAUCCUCCAUGCGACGAAGAGCUUAUAGGGAGGUCUUCGUUUUUUAAGAUCUACUACCAAGACAGUGAGCAAAUUCGCAUGGCUCGAGAAGACUGCGAAGAAACGUCAGGUGGCGCUUACCACUAUAUGGAUACGCAUUUGCUGAUGAAUAAUUUAUGGCCAGUACAACAAAGGAGGUACACGAACAAUCUUCAAAGCUAGUUGCCAUCUCUCUCGCCUGUUUUCUUCUUGGUCUAUUCGUAUCCUCCGCCUCGACCUACUUUCAUUCCCCAACAUGGCGUUCAACCUCGGCAUUUGCUUCCCUCAGAGCUACCAGGACACCGAUCCGCUAGCCUCCGACUACUGUUCUCUCGAGCAGAUAUUGAAACGUUACUACCGCGACGUGGGAGCCAGAUGCGAAUCUCUGCGUGUCUUAUCAAAAAAGCGCUUCUGGCCACAUCGUCAUUUCGGCUUCCGGCAACCGCGUAUGGACUUUCUCAUUGCUGGCUUUGCACGUUCUGGGUCGACAACAGUGAAAGCUAAUCUUCAAAGACUACAUAGAUUAAGGCUUGUUCCCCUAAUGGUCCAUCUUCAGAGAAGUCAGCAUCCUGUCUGAGAGAGACGUUUCUUUUCAAGGGGUAAAAGGUCUCCGAAUACGCUGCAAGAUGGUUUUGUCGGAUGAGCUCUAAGUAGGCACGUCAUCAUGGACGAUUCAUUGCUCAGUUUUAACUGGCCACCGUUGCUGCGGUUGCAAGACGUCCAACAGUUUAGAGAAGAAGUGGGGAAAAGAUCAAUUUCUACUGGGACUGGAAAUUAGGGCUACCGUUAUUACUCCGUCUCUCUAUAGGCAUCCCUCAACCGUAUGCGCCCCGAUACAAGGGGGACACUGACGCAUACGCUUGAGAGAUUUCCACAGGGAUGAAUUAGGAAGAGGUCUAAGGAAAGAAUCUGCCCUCUAGUCCGAUAGCAGUAGCGCCUCUUGUCGGCUUCAAAAGUGAAGCCUUUGCGUUUUCACGGCAUGUCAGCUUAGUCUGUGACGCUUAUCCGCUUUUGAAGUUGAUUUUCGUUGUGCGUUAAGGCAACAACUACCUAGAAGUCCACUGCAUCCUCAGUGUCAUUCUUGGCUAUUUUUCCUAAUUAGUAGGGGUAAACCGUCUACUUCACAACGCCAAGGACGACGCUACCAGGAAUGCGGCUGAGGUUGAGGUAGGUCUAAGUCCUAGAGCCAAUCGAGUGGUUACAAAGCGUCUUCAACUACCGCGUUCAUCUACGUUGUGCACGUGAAGGGUUGGGCAGUGCGGGAUGUCCAGAGGGCAGACAACACUCUUUUCUACAGAUCGCAACAGGGCAACUCGAAUUCGAAGACUGUGGAAGACGCUUUGGCCGCUACAGCGAGAUCCUAGCGGAUGUCUUUCGCGUGUGUGGCAGGGAGCGGGUUUUAGUGGUGGAAUUUGAAUCACUCAAAAAUGAUCCGGAAGCGUUUUUCUCGAGGAUACACGAGUUCUUGGGACUUCCGAGAAGUACAACGAUGUUUUUAGAAGAGACAAGUAGAAGUAGUAGACCAAGAACUCCUACAUCACGAGGCGUAGGCGAUGGAGGACACGUUGGAGAGGACGAUCAUGCUGAGGACGCUGAAGGAAGAUUUCAUAAUGAUGAUGAACAAGGUCAAGGUCAAGGCGCAAGUGGGACUGCGACGACUCCGACUACGGCACUGAAGCAAUCAAAUCAGCAUCAAUUUGAGAGUCGCAACGAGAUGGAUAAGCUGGCCUAUAAUUUCGUCAUCCGCAACAUUUUGUGCGAUGACGACAGCAUGAAAACCGAUGGCGAGGAGGAUCUAGAGAUUUAUCGAAUCUUGUCAGACUACUUCCGUGAUGAAUAUCCUAAAAUUGCGGAAAUUGUCCGUAGGGAUCAAGGCUUCGUCUCUGAGAAAUUGAGCAAUGGUCCACCUGAGAGGAGCAAGAAGCAUUGUCAUGACUUCUUCACGGUUAAUGAAAACGGUGGAAAGUUCAAGGUUAAUAAAAAUGCUUCGUGGGAUACGUAAAGAAGGACAUGAGGAGGUCGGUUAGAAGCUUUAUGUAGAAUUAUUUAGUUUGGAUGAUGAACGCAGUGACGCUGAAGACGCAUUCGAUGAGAAUAUAAAGCAGAUUAGGACAGGAAACACAGACAAAAAAUCGAAAUCAUUUCGCCAAUCGCAUUAAAUAUUAGACACUGCGGCUGCUCAGACCACCGAGUCAGCAGCACAAUUACGCCAAGAAUUCCAAUUCACGUUCAAAUCAGCACGAGACUCGCAAGACCUUGCCAUUCCGUUUCACUUUCGCACAUCACACACGACUGUUGAAUGCUAUUGCAGAUUGAAAGAGAUGUGACGGUGACCUGUGUAGAUGAUUACACUAAACAACAUUAAUUGAAGAAAAUACAACAACGCAACACCGACCACGACUGAUUGUAACUAAACA
This is a messenger RNA of Amoebophrya sp. A25, 3239 nucleotides long. NCBI's taxonomy places the organism in Eukaryota, Dinophyceae, Syndiniales, Amoebophryaceae. The record is from the annotation of a GenBank genome assembly.